Molecule: messenger RNA, 924 nt
Organism: Procambarus clarkii (red swamp crayfish)
Lineage: Eukaryota; Metazoa; Arthropoda; Malacostraca; Decapoda; Cambaridae
Product: zonadhesin-like
Source: RefSeq, a predicted model, not a curated record
AUGUGGGCAUUCAUACCCACCAGCCGGGCACCCACCACACUACUGUGCCUCACAGAUACACCAACCGUGCCAGAGGAAGUACCAACCGUGCCAGAGGAAGUACCACCCGUGUCAGAGGAAGUACCAACCGUGCCAGAGGAAGUACCACCCGUGUCAGAGGAAGUACCAACCGUGCCAGAGGAAGUACCAACCGUGCCAGAGGAAGUACCAACCGUGCCAGAGGAAGUACCAACCGUGUCAGUGGAAGUACCAACCGUGUCAGUGGAAGCACCAACCGUGCCAGAGGAAGUACCAACCGUGCCAGAGGAAGUACCAACCGUGCCAGAGGAAGCACCAACCGUGCCAGAGGAAGUACCAACCGUGUCAGAGGAAGUACCACCCGUGUCAGAGGAAGUACCACCCGUGCCAGAGGAAGUACCAACCGUGCCAGAGGAAGUACCAACCGUGCCAGAGGAAGUACCAACCGUGCCAGAGGAAGUACCAACCGUGUCAGAGGAAGUACCAACCGUGUCAGUGGAAGCACCAACCGUGCCAGAGGAAGUACCAACCGUGCCAGAGGAAGUACCAACCGUGCCAGAGGAAGCACCAACCGUGCCAGAGGAAGUACCAACCGUGUCAGAGGAAGUACCACCCGUGUCAGAGGAAGUACCAUCCGUGCCAGAGGAUGUACCAACCGUGUCCGAGGAAGUACCAACCGUGCCAGAGGAAGUACCACCCGUGUCAGUGGAAGCACCAACCGUGCCAGAGGAAGUACCAACCGUGUCCGAGGAAGUACCAACCGUGCCAGAGGAAGUACCAACCGUGCCAGAGGAAGUACCAACCGUGCCAGAGGAAGUACCAACCGUGCCAGAGGAAGUACCAACCGUGUCAGAGGAAGUACCAACCGUGCCAGAGGAAGUACCAACCGUGUCCGAGGAAGUACCU